AUGGCCGAUGACAAUCCCAUCCCCAUGUGGCAGAAGAUGAUCUCCGCGUGUCUGGGGCUGCUAGUGACCCUGGUGGUGGUGACACCGUUCGAUGUCAUUCGUGUCCGGAUACAACAACAAGAGUUACUCGGUCCCGGCCCCGCGUUGGUGUGCAAAGAACCUCAAGGCCGUCCCCCGCCGCUGGCACCGUUCUGGGCCACCCUGAACUAUUGCCAUGCCUGUGAUUGUCAGCGCAUCACCUCCACCUGGCAAGGUAUGAAGUCCAUCGCUCAGCGGGAGGGGCUCCCCACUCUCUGGCGGGGGCUCUCGCUUACCCUUUUCAUGAGCAUCCCCUCCAACAUCAUUUAUUUCACCGGCUACGAGUUUAUCCGUGACCAUCUGCCCAUCUACCACCACUCGCUUAACCCGUUGGUGUGUGGUAUGCUUGCUCGCACAAUAUCGGCGACGCUGGUGGCUCCGUUUGAGUUAAUCAAGACUCGAUUGCAAUCGGUACCGAGCACGGGAACCAGUGGAGGCAUGCUCCGUAAGCUUUGGCGUCAAACUCAGGCUGAUGUUCGAACUAACGGGUGGCGCACAUUAUUCACCGGGUUGACCAUCACGUUAUGGCGGGACGUGCCGUUUCUGGGAAUCUACUGGCUUGGCUAUGAACGGAUCAAAGCUUACAUUCGCCGUCACACCGACCCGCUGAAGAAUAGCCACGUGUUUAUGAACUCGUUCAUACUGGGAUCGCUCCUGGGACUGGUGGCAGCGAUUAUGACUCACCCGUUUGAUGUGGGUAAGACCAGACUUCAAAUUGAGGCCACCCAUCUGGGAUCAGCGAUGUUCAAGUUCUUAUGGCAAAUCGGCCGUAACGAAGGUAUCGGUGCGCUCUACGCUGGGCUCACUCCCCGGGUGAUGAAGAUUGCCCCCGCGUGCGCCAUCAUGAUUUCGUCCUACGAGAUUGGCAAGAAGUUCUUCAUGACUCAUUAA
Messenger RNA from Diutina rugosa, 969 nucleotides. It is a transcript of the gene MTM1, whose product is annotated as Mtm1p. The record is from RefSeq and is a predicted model, not a curated record. The transcript has a single exon. Gene Ontology annotation, biological process: mitochondrial transmembrane transport. NCBI's taxonomy places the organism in Eukaryota, Fungi, Ascomycota, Pichiomycetes, Serinales, Debaryomycetaceae. Bases 1 to 969 code for a protein of 322 amino acids.